UGAAUGACCCACUUGCAAAAUAAAAUCUGUAGAUUUAUUAUAGUGGUUUCUCUUUUGGACUGGAUUCUGAUAUUGGAAGUGGAACUAAAAGGAAGAGCACUAAAAAAUAUUAUCAUUAGUUGGCCACGUUUAACAGGAAGUAACUUCUUUUUGCCUUGUAGAUUGUUUUCAUGAUUUGAAUUGAUUUUUAAUUCAAUUAAUGUGAGCUACUCUGAGUGAUUUUCCACGUUCAGUCGUUUCCAAUAUAUUCCAGUCAACGAAAUGUGCUUGGACUAAGUUCAAAUUUUGUAGGUUUUUAACAUUUUACCGAACCAGCAUGCAUUGUUUGCAAAGCAAGUUGCCCUCCUGCAACAAAAAUGCCUCAUGCUAACACGCACCAAAAGCAUGGGCACUCUGAGAGCUUUUCAUACUCCAGAGUAGUUUGAUAUCUUAAAAAUAUUUGUUCACCUUAUUUGUGAGUGAGAAUAUGGAGAAGAAAAUAACUUUGCUCGUGGCUCUUUUUCUCUUUACAUCUUUAUUGUCAAAGUGCCACAGGACAAAUGCUGUUGUGAAUUGUGCAGAAGAAGAUAGGGAUGCACUCCUCCAAUUCAAGGCUGCCAUUGCCAAAGACCCCGCCGGAAUUCUAAGCUCAUGGAAUGGCGACACAAAUUGUUGCAACUGGAAUGGUGUCACCUGCCAAAACAAGACUGGGCGAGUGGUUCAUCUCAUUUUAUCUGAAGACAACAACAAUAACAGUGUGUACCUGAGUGGCACCAUGUCCCAUUCCAUAUUCAGCCUCCCUUUCCUCCAACAGCUCAUUAUUUACAAUAUGAAGAAUAUUAGUGGAUCUAUUCCAUCCUCAAUUUCCCACCUUUCAUUCCUCACCCACCUUACUCUAGCCAACAACAAACUUACAGGCUCCAUUCCCUCCUCCAUUACCUUGCUCUCCCAUCUACAAUUUCUCAUCCUCGAAGGAAACCUGCUGACAGGCUAUAUUCCUAAAAACAUUGGCAAUUUGAGUGAAUUAGCGGGCCUGUCAUUGCAUGGAAAUCGUCUCUCAGGAUCAAUUCCUGCCAGCAUUGGAAGUUUAAGCAAAUUGCAAUGGAUGGAGCUUGACAACAAUCUUCUCUCAGGCUCAAUACCAGACUCAAUAUCAGGCCUCGCUUCUAUCAGCUCUUUAGACAUAUCAAACAAUUUUCUGUCAGGUACUAUUCCUUCCUCUUUGGGCAAUCUUUCCUUUCUUGCUUCGUUACAAGCCAGUAACAAUCGCUUGCAGGGAGAGAUACCAUCAUCAAUGGCUUUGCUAAAUUCCAGCUUGAAUAAAUUGAAACUAGAUAAUAACCAAUUGCAGGGCUACAUUCCAGAAUCCUUUGUUGAGAUGAUUAACGUUUAUGACCUUGACCUGUCCAGAAAUAGGCUCACAGGUAAUAUCCCUCCUUUCUCAAUUUCUUCCUCCUUUAUGGCCUUUAGUCUAUUCAACAACAGCCUAACAGGCACUAUCCCACCCUCUUUCGGUACCAUGUCCAGGCUACUCUCUCUUACAUUAUCUUACAAUAAGCUCACAGGUGUGAUCCCUGCUUCCUUCGGACAAUCCUCACGGAUUGAGAUUCUUUCCAUGUCAAACAAUAAACUUACAGGUCAUAUCCCUAAUUCAUUGGGCCAAAUGCCAUAUUUGCAAUAUCUUGAUCUGUCAAACAAUAACCUCAAAGGUCCAAUUCCAAAGCUCCCAAUUUUAUAUAAUUUGUUUGGUCUUAAUCUUGCUAGAAAUAGAUUAUCUGGGCCUCUUCCAGAGCUAUACAACAAUAGCCUAGAUUACCUUGAUUUAUCUUACAAUAAUCUGCAGCUUUCUACAAUCCCUAAAUGGAUUGUAGGUACAAGCUUUGCAAAUCUUCGGUUGGCUAGCUGUGGUAUUUCUAUAAGACUUAAUGACUGGAAGCCUCGUGGUCCUGAACAUUAUACAGCACUCGAUCUCUCUGAUAACAGAAUCACUGGCAAUUUGAGUGAUAUAUUUUCAGAGUUGACAGCACUGCAAUAUGUAAAACUCUCAAAUAAUCAACUAGGUGGAAACAUCCCUUCGUCGAUUACAAAGCUGAAGAGCCUGGAAGUUUUGGACCUGUCUGUAAACAGACUGAAAGGAAUGAUUCCAGAGGAUGUGCUGCAGCUGAAGAAUUUGAAAGAAUUCAAUGUAAGUUACAAUCAUUUGUGUGGGAAAAUUCCAGACAAGAAGCCAUUGAAUUCAUUCCCAGCUUCUGCAUAUUCUCAUAAUCAGUGCCUCUGUGGAUCUCCUCUUCCAGUUUGCAGUCAUCAUUAAUCAGCAUCUAGUCAGAUUUCUUGCAUUGGAUCUUGCUCAGGCCUCAGCAGAACAGUGUUUGGAUAUAAUUCUGAGAUAUUUCUUUCUAACCAUGAUUAGUGACCUGAUCAAAUCUGUUGCAAUCCUCAAUAUGCAUGUGAUUGUUGCCUAUUCAAAUCCAUUGUCAUCCUGAGCAU
Molecule: messenger RNA, 2466 nt
Organism: Cryptomeria japonica (Japanese cedar)
Lineage: Eukaryota; Viridiplantae; Streptophyta; Pinopsida; Cupressales; Cupressaceae
Product: DNA damage-repair/toleration protein DRT100
Exons: 1
Coding region: 467-2290 (607 amino acids)
Molecular function (GO): protein binding
Source: RefSeq, a predicted model, not a curated record